Molecule: messenger RNA, 2453 nt
Organism: Parathielavia appendiculata
Lineage: Eukaryota; Fungi; Ascomycota; Sordariomycetes; Sordariales; Chaetomiaceae
Exons: 2
Coding region: 170-2353 (727 amino acids)
Molecular function (GO): RNA binding
Source: RefSeq, a predicted model, not a curated record
GACAUAUUCAAAUGGCGUCGACAUCUCGCGCUACCUUUGGGCACGGAUAGUCCUACGUCCGUUUACACACAUUAGAGUCACAAAAAAGACAUGCUGGCCUAAAACUUUCCAUUUAUUGGUAAUUACAGAACCAGGCUAAGGUGCGACAGAAAGCUUCCUCCCAUUGACUAUGCGCAACCCAGCGAGUCCCGUCCCCCUCCAGUUGCUCGCCGAAUCCAACCCCAAUGUGACGGCUCUCUGCACGCACUGCACAAAGCUCCCGUUCCCCCCCAACCCACACCAGAUCUUUCUCCAACCCCCAACUUUUCCCUCCAAGUCAUCUUUCUCCUUGCGCCGUGGUAAUUUGUACCUACACCCGCGCUCCUCCACCCAUUUGUCUUAUUGCGCGCGUGCCUCAGCCGUCGUCAUUUUAUUUUAUCUCUUCCAUCAGCUUGGUGUCGGGUCCGCUGUCGCGUCCCAAGUGAUCGAUUUCAACAAACCACAGCAGCGCUCAUUACGUUGCGGUCGGGUACCUGGCAGCUCUCUCCACCAGCUGCCGCUCCCGCGCACGCUGCGCGUUUCCACUCGUUCUCACCACUCGAUCAUCGCGAUCGCCGCCACGACUCCCACCUAUCCAAAACGCCUGCUUCUCAGCGCGACGCUGCAUGCAUCGCGAGGCAUGAACGGGGAUCACAACCCGCCCAGUGCAAUUCCUGGCGCGCCCGUCAACGGCUCUUUCGCCGCUCUGUCGUCGAAUCGCGCGACCUUAUUCCCCGCGACCGCCCCUGCGACAAAGAAUACAAUGGCUGUCCCGGCCUUUCUUCCUCCUGCGCAGGCCUACCGCCCGCCCGCAGCCUCCCAAUCAGGCUACAAACCGUCGCUUCCGACUGCCAGUUCGUUUGAUCGCGACACCAAAAAGCCAAUGGGCACCCCGUUGUCCGUUACGCCGCCAACCCUCUCGUCGGCGCUGAUUCGAAACCUCCCGCUCAACACCUCGGAGGAGUCGCUGCGCCUGAUGAUGGUCUUCUCCAAGGACCUCGUCGAUGUCGAGGUGUUGCCCGCCGAGCAAUCGCCCGAUUCAGGCUUUCGGUCUGCCAUUUUGAAGUUCAAAAGCCCCGCAGGCGCCCAGGAGGCCAAGAACAUGCUUGAUGGCAAGUCCAAUAUCUCGAACGACGCCGAGAUGAUUGUCGAGAUCCUGGGUAGCUCAAGCCCGACGGCCUUGGGAAACCCGUUCCCCUCUAGUACAACCAUGUCUACGAGCGUAUCGAACGCGACUGUCUCUACCACUCCGUCGGCCCCGUCGUCAAGGCAGACAUCUCGAUUCAACGGCACCUUCCAGUCCCUCGAAAAGGCCUCGCCCCCGAUGAACACAAUUUAUGGAGAUAUGGCGGGCCACGAGCCUGGCGCGUCUUACCAGAACCUUUUUGGGCCCCAGUCGCCGAUCGGCAACCACCUCGCAAACGGCACCCGGAUCACCAGCAAAUCGCUUAUCGAUUCCGCCGAUGACGAUGAGACCAAGGAGCUGCUCAAAGAUCCUGUUGGCUUCGCUGAGAACGGCCUGCACCGCCGACAGACCGCUCCUCAGCUUCCCAUCUCUCGCUUGGCCGGCCUGUCACUCAAUACAACCCCAAGCCCCGCCGCCGUACAUCCGCAGAUGCCAUACUACGGCCAUGCAGGCAUGGGCUCGCUAUCUGGACUGUCGAACACCAUGUCGCCCACGGCAAUGGCUAGCCCUGGACCGGGAUACAAUCCCCCAAUACCGCACCGAAUGAACAACUUCCCUCCCGCUAACCCCGCCGAUCAAAACCCGCCGUGUAACACGCUCUACGUCGGCAAUUUACCCAUCGACACAUCAGAAGAGGAACUCAAGGCAAUGUUCUCGAGACAGCGAGGAUACAAGCGUCUCUGCUUCAGGACGAAACAGAACGGACCCAUGUGUUUCGUUGAGUUUGAGGAUGUCACUUUCGCGACCAAGGCUCUGCACGAGCUUUACGGACAACCGCUUCACAACAGCGUGAAAGGCGGCAUCCGCCUGAGUUUCUCCAAGAACCCGCUUGGCGUCCGUUCCGGACAGAACCAGGGACAAAACGGAGCAGGCGCCAUCAGCGGCAUGAACGGAAUGCAUUCUGGAGCCGCUGGCGGAUUUACAACAGCCAACGGGCCUCCGCCCGGGUUGACGGCCCCUCCCGGUCUCAGCGUCAAUCGCGGUGGAUACACGGCAUCCCCCAGCCUCGCAACCGGCACGACUGGCUCGUACACCUACCCCACUGUCUCUAAUGGGUCGAGCAACCCUUGGGGCGGAAUGUACGGCGGAAACGGACCCAUGAUGGCCGGCACCGCUUCAGCGUUUCCGCCGUAUAUGAUGGGCCGAUGAUUGUUCAUUUUACGGACCAACAUCUUGUUUGGGAGGUUCGGUUUGUUGAUCGGCAUCGUUCUCUUCGGGCCUCUGCUCAUUUUGGAGCCGAUUCCAUAGC